This is a messenger RNA of Prunus avium (sweet cherry), 1043 nucleotides long. RefSeq names its product HAD superfamily, subfamily IIIB acid phosphatase. NCBI's taxonomy places the organism in Eukaryota, Viridiplantae, Streptophyta, Magnoliopsida, Rosales, Rosaceae. Gene Ontology annotation, molecular function: acid phosphatase activity. The record is from RefSeq and is a predicted model, not a curated record.
AACAAAAGAAGAAAAAAUAAAAGUUUAUCGGUAACAAAACUCUCCCUCCAUUUCGACCCUUCACCUCUGAAAGACCGAAACCAGAAAGCUCUUUCCGUUCUCCGCAAAGACCUUUCUGGGUUUUCCGUCAACAAAAUCAAUGGCCUCCUCCGUCCACCACCUCCUCCUCAUCAUCAACCUCCUCAUAAUCCCAACCACAUUAUUAUCCCAAUCCAUCAUCCAAAUGCCUCCGAGACGACACCGCAUCACGGACGACAACCUCUACUGCGACAGCUGGCGAUUCUCCGUCGAGACCAACGACGCCGGAACCUGGACCAGCAUUCCGUCUCGGUGCGUCGCCUUCGUCCAGGACUACAUGACCGGCGACCGGUACCUGUCCGACUCGGCAGCCGUCGCGAAUUACUCGCUGAGCUUCGCUCGGGGGGUUCAGAUCGGAAGAGAUGGUAAGGACGCUUGGGUCUUCGACAUCGAUGAGACUCUGCUCUCCAAUUUGCCCUACUAUCAGGCGCAUGGAUUCGGAUCAGUGACCUUCGAUGAAGCAUCUUUUGAUGAGUGGGUGGAUUUGGCUGAGGCCCCUGCUCUCCCAGCUAGUUUGAAAUUAUACAAGGAGCUUAAGAAAUUGGGUUUCAAGAUUUUUCUGUUAACUGGGCGGAGUGAACAUCAGAGAAAUGCCACAGCGAAAAACCUUCUAUAUGCAGGUUACAACAAUUGGGAGAGGCUGCUACUGAGAGGACCUUCUGAUCAAGGAACAACGGCCACUGUCUACAAAUCCGAGAAGAGAUCAGAUUUGAUAAACGAAGGUUAUCGAAUUCACGGGAGCUCGGGAGAUCAAUGGAGUGAUUUGUUGGGUUUUGCAGUGGCCCAACGAUCCUUUAAACUUCCAAAUCCAAUGUAUUACAUUGCCUAGCAAAAUUGUGUGUAACAUAAUCACGUUGUUGUAUUAUUUUACCCCUUAUGUUCAGUGGCCGCCAUGAUAUUCAUAAUUGGUUGCCAAUGCCAUUAGUUCCUUUGGUUAAUUUCCAGCUGGAGAGACGCCUUGUAUU